Messenger RNA from Arabis nemorensis, 621 nucleotides. The record is from the annotation of a GenBank genome assembly. NCBI's taxonomy places the organism in Eukaryota, Viridiplantae, Streptophyta, Magnoliopsida, Brassicales, Brassicaceae.
AUGGCGUCUCUGUGCCUCUCUCUCCACCAAACCCUAAAUCCCCUCGCGGCUCCGAGAGCAAGACCACUCGCUCUCUCCUUCCCCAGAUCCACUGUCUCGAUCCGCCCCUCACCCAAACGCGCAGCCUCCGUGACAACCCGCGCAUCCUACACCCCAACGCCGGCGACGGAGCGCGUGAUCUCAAUCGCAUCGUACGCGCUUCCUUUCUUCAAUUCGCUCCAGUACGGGCGAUUCCUCUUCGCGCAGUACCCUCGGCUUGCGUUGCUGGUCGAGCCCAUCUUCCCAAUCCUGAACCUAUACAGAUCGGUGCCGUACGCGAGCUUCGUGGCGUUCUUCGGGCUCUACCUGGGAGUGGUUAGGAACACGAGUUUCAGCAGGUACGUGAGGUUCAACGCGAUGCAGGCUGUGACGCUUGAUGUGCUGCUUGCGGUUCCGGUUUUGCUUACACGGAUACUGGAUCCGGGUCAAGGAGGUGGGUUUGGUAUGAAGGCUAUGAUGUGGGGACACACUGGUGUGUUUGUGUUCAGCUUCAUGUGUUUUGUCUAUGGAGUCGUGAGUUGCAUAGUCGGUAAAACGCCAUACAUCCCCUUUGUCGCCGAUGCCGCCGGUAGACAACUCUGA